ACUGGGACUGCAGCCUUCUCCUCGACAGCAUGUCGGGCUGGACUUUACAGCAGAGGCUCGAGGGAGAAACGUCUAGUUCAAUUCUAGCAAGGUACGGUUGAAUGCAUCACAUUUAAAAAAUGGGUGACAGAAACGAUAGAGUCCCCAUGAUGACACGCAGAACAAGGAGAACCACCAUCUGCGCUACGCCGGCGUGUGCCAAUUUUAAACAAGCCAACGGCAGCGCAGGGGAAAAAACUUCAAGCCAACCGAGCCACAGCAGCCGGAAAGUGAAGGAGGAAAAACGGGUGCACGAGCCGGUCACUACACCACGCAAGGAGAGGAGCAAAACCAGCGAAAGAUUUAGCUGCCAUGUCCUCCAGGAGUCCCUGCUCAGCUCAGCUAGUGGUUACAGUAACUAUAGAGGCAUCCUCAACUGGUGUGUGGUCAUGCUGGUCUUGUGCAAUGCACGCCUUUUCCUGGAGAAUCUAAUAAAAUAUGGGAUACUGGUGGACCCCAUCCAAGUGGUUUCACUGUUCUUAAAAGACCCAUAUAGCUGGCCUGCAUCUUGCCUUAUCAUUGUUUCGAACGUGUUCAUAAUGGCAGCUUUGUACACGGAGCGGAGGCUAUCAGUGGGCACCAUCUCAGAGACUACCGGAACAUUCCUUUACUUGGUCAAUCUGACCACCCUCCUCUUUUUCCCAUCAGCCACUGUGCUCACGCUGACCUCCAUUACCCCAGUGGGUGGAGCCUUUGCCCUGUGUGUGUAUACCAUCCUCUUCAUGAAGUUGUACUCGUAUAAGGAUGUGAACAUGUGGUGCAGAGAGAUUAGGCAUACCAAAGCCCGCACCCUGACCCGCUCCCAUUCAUGUCCAUCAGUCGCCCAGUCAAAUGGGUCAGCUGUACACGCUCAUGUGUCCUACCCUGGGAAUCUCACACACAGAGAUAUAUAUUACUUUGUGUUUGCCCCAACUCUCUGCUAUGAGCUGAACUUCCCCCGGUCACCACGGAUACGCAAGAGCUUCCUGCUCAGGAGACUCUUUGAGAUGCUGUUCUUCAUACAGUUACUGAUUGGAUUGGUACAACAGUGGAUGGUGCCGACUAUUCAGAACUCCAUGAAACCAUUCCAGGAUAUGGACUUUUCCAGAAUGAUAGAGCGCAUGCUGAAACUGGCUGUUCCCAAUCAUUUAAUCUGGCUCAUCUUUUUCUAUUGGUUUUUCCACUCUUCCAUGAACUUCAUAGCUGAGCUGAUGCGGUUCGGCGACAGGGAGUUUUACCAGGACUGGUGGAACUCUGAGACGGUCACUUAUUUCUGGUCAAACUGGAACAUUCCUGUGCACAAGUGGUGCCUCCGCCACUUUUACAAGCCUCUCAUGAGGAGAGGUGUGAAUAAGUGGGUCGCUCAGACAGCCAUCUUCCUGGUCUCUGCCUUCUUUCACGAGUACUUGGUGAGCGUUCCUCUGAAAAUGUUCCGACUGUGGGCGUUCAUGGGCAUGAUGUCUCAGAUUCCACUCGCCUGGUUCGUCGGCCGCUUCCUGAGAGGUAACUAUGGCAAUGCGGCAGUCUGGAUCUCGCUCAUCAUUGGCCAGCCCAUCGCCGUACUGAUGUACGUCCACGACUUCUACGUAUUACAUUACGUGUCACAACCAUGAGCAGUUGGCCGCAAGCAGAGGAGCAAUAUAUUAUACUAAAUAAGGAAAAAUGUUUAUUUUGAAAGGGAAAUGUUUUAUAUGAAGCUCAACUGAUUAGUAAGAAUGUACUUCAAAAAGUUUUUGGCCUUCAGAUGCCAUUUCUCGAAUGCACUGAUAGGACGAGAGCCAAGUGUCUCUGUAGUGUGUCAUGUGCAAUUGUUGUGAAACACUACCCUGCCAAAGCUGGAGAACAUUUGUAUGCCUUUUCUGUUUCUUACUUUAAUAGUCUACAACUAUGAAGACCAAUGCAAAAAACUCUACAGUACCUGUCAAACGUUUGUACACACCUACUCAUUCAAGGGUUUUUCCUUUAUUUUUACUAUUUUCUACAUUGUAGAAUAUUAGUGAAGACAUCAAAACUAAUAACACAUGGAAUCA
Molecule: messenger RNA, 2048 nt
Organism: Salvelinus namaycush (lake trout)
Lineage: Eukaryota; Metazoa; Chordata; Actinopteri; Salmoniformes; Salmonidae
Gene: dgat1a
Product: diacylglycerol O-acyltransferase 1a
Exons: 17
Coding region: 120-1631 (503 amino acids)
Biological process (GO): triglyceride biosynthetic process
Cellular component (GO): endoplasmic reticulum membrane
Molecular function (GO): diacylglycerol O-acyltransferase activity
Source: RefSeq, a predicted model, not a curated record